AGACAAUAACUUUUGUGUCCGUUUCUCUUUAUAACUACAGGCCGACUCAGAUUAAGUCUGAGGUUUGUAACAUCAACAGUGAGGACAAACCCAGCCUGCCUCUCUCCUUCCACACUGAGUCCAAACAUACAGUCACUGGGUCCUGAUUGUGACAGUGGAGCCCAGUUUGCUCUGCAGGAUCCAGAGAUGACAUCAGUGAAGCUGGAAGACUGCAGUCAAACACUGGAGCUGAAUGUCAACAUUAAAGAUGAAGAAGAGGAGGAGAAGAUUGGGAAAUCUGUUUAUCACGAUAAAGGAGACCAUGUUGAGACCUUCUCUACAUCCAGAGAGAAACAGCAGGAAGAUCACAGAGCUAAGAGGUCUCACCACUGCCCACAUUGUGAGGAGAUUUUCCCAUUUCUAUCAAAGCUAAAAAUACACCUAAAAAUGCAAAGAGGAGAUAUUCUGUAUUCCUGUACUGACUGUGAGAAGAGAUUCACAACAUCAAGGGCUCUGACAGUUCAUCAGAGAGAGCACACUGGAGAAAAGUCUUACUCCUGCACUGACUGUGGGAAAUGCUUCAAUAGAUCAUCUAAAUUAACCAUUCAUCAGAGAGUGCACACAGGAGAGAAGCCUUACUCCUGCUCGGACUGUGGAUCGAGUUUCUCCCAAUAUGGCCACUUAAAAUCACACCAACGUAUACACACCGGAGAGAAGCCAUACUUCUGCGCUGACUGUGGGAAUAGCUUCACAACAUCGAGGGCUCUGACAAUUCAUCAGAGAGUGCACACUGGAGAGAAGCCUUAUUUCUGCUCUGAUUGUGGAAAGAGUUUCUCCCGAUUGGACACCUUAAAAAAUCACCAAUUAAUACAUCAAGGACAGAAGCCGUACUCCUGCUCUGACUGUGGGAAAUGCUUCAUUAAAUCAGCUAAAUUAACCAUUCAUCAGAGAGUGCACACUGGAGAGAAGCCUUACACCUGCUCUGACUGUGGAGAGAGUUUCUCCCGAUUGGAUGCCUUAAAAAGUCACCAACUAAUACAUAAAGGACAGAAACCUUACGUCUGCUCUGACUGUGGGAAGAGUUUCUCUCAACUGGGCAACUUAAAAACCCACCAACGUAUACACUCAGGAGAGAAGCCAUUCUCCUGUUCUGACUGUGGGAAGGUAUUCUCAGUAUCGGGCAACCUAAAAACUCACCAACGUAUACAUAAAGGAGAGAAGCCAUUCUCCUGCUCUGAUUGUGGGAAGAGUUUCUCCAUGUCAGGCAACUUAAAAACCCACCUACGUAUCCAUAAAGGAGAGAAGCCUUACUCCUGUUCUGACUGUGGGAAAUGCUUCAAAACAUCAGCAGAGGUAAAUGUUCAUCGGAGAACACACACAGGAGAGAAGCCGUACCACUGUGACUGUGGGAAAAGUUUCUCCAGGUUGAAUACCUUAAAAACCCACCAACGUAUACACACAGGCGAAAAGCCAUUCUCUUGCUCUGUCUGUGGGAAGAGUUUCUCUGUAUCAUGCAACCUAAAAACCCACCAACGUAUACACACAGGAGAGAAGCCUUACUCCUGCUCUGACUGUGGGAAGAGUUUCUCCAUAUCGGGCAACCUAAAAACCCACCAAUGUAUACAUAAAGGAGAGAAGCCUUACUCCUGCUCUGCUCGUGAUAAAUGCUGAGGUAAACGUUCAUCGCAGAACACACAGGAGAGAAGCCUUACCACUGUGACUGUGGACAAGAGUUUCUCCAGAUUGAAUACCUUAAAAACACACCAACAUAAAGGAGAGAAGCAUCAUCAGUUCUCUCAGACCAGCGGAGAUUAAAGUCACUACAUCACUUAAUUCUCAUCUCAUAAAGGAAGUGGUAACAAACAGUUCAUUUGAUCAAUAGAAGAAAGCGUAGCGCACUGUUGUUUCUCACUGUGCAGUGGAAGAGGAGCGUUUUCUACAACGUUAGCCUCUACUUUACCGAUCAGUGUGUUUUGUUAGCUUCUACUGUAGAGAUAUUGAGAUCACCAUGGAUUUGCCCUUAGGGUUGAAUACCCUCUGAGGUGUCUCUCAUUGAAACAAUAAAAUCUGAGGGUUGACUGGGUGGUACUGCUUUCAUCUAAACUUUUCUGUGGGAAUGAGUUAGUAGAUACAACAUGUAUCAGCUAGAGAUAGUGUGAUGGUCAGUUUUCUGUGGGAAUGAGGUAGUAGAUACAACAUGUAUCAGAUAGAGAUGGUGUGAUGGUCAGUUUUCUGUGGGAAUGAGUUAGUAGAUACAACAUGUAUCAGAUAGAGAUCAUCACAUCAUCAGUUUUCACCAUAAAUUUGGCUGGAUUAUUUGUUGCUGACUGUUUGUUUAAUGAUACACAGGCUAUGAAAUGACUAAAUGACUUAAGUUGUCUUAGAGCGUUCGUGUAAAACCUGAUGCAAUGGAAGAAGUCUAAAAAGUCUAAAGUGUUUGCAGACAGUAGGAAUAUGUUAUUGAAGAGUCUGAAUGUAAAAUGUUUCAACUGUGGUGGGGGUCAUAUUCCUGAAUUCCCAGAGUGCCCUGUUAGGGUGAAAGAGGUUGAGGGGUCAAGGAUCAGGGCUGUACAGCAAAUCGCCAAUGUGGAGACAGUGAAGAGAGUUGAAGGGGAAAAAGGCCACAGUUUUGAAGAAAAUCGCAACCAGUUGCAAAUAUUGUACGUCAAUCAAGUGAUCUGGAUACACUUAUUGCGAAGAAGAUGGAUUUUGUAGCAUUUAUAGCCACAGUUAUUAAUUGUACUGCACAAAAAAUUCAGUAAGAUGGACAUCCUUAUAUCUGCAUUUGAGGAGUUUUUGGGCCUCCAAGACCUCACUGCAACAGAAAAGCAGGCUGAUUCAGUCUAAUUUAAAUGUUGAUAGUUUGUAUGGAUUCGUCUUUAUAUUUAUUUAUUUAUUACCCACCUGUAGUGUAGGUGGCAGAAUGCCAUUAUACCAAAAAUUAGAUGUCGCCAAAGGGUUUUAUAACCAAGAUAAACUACAGCCUUCCAACGGGACCAAAUGAGUCAUAGUGUAGAGAAUAAGCAAGGAGCUGGGCAGAGCCAAGCACGAGCAAGCAAGAUCCUAGUGGCGCAUUCUAGCAUUCAUCUGCAUAUUUCGUUCGGUAACGCCUCCUCUUUGAAGUACACUUGUGCAAUAACUCAAUUCGCCUUUGCACGCCUUAUAAACGACGCGAUUGUUAACUUUUGCAAGGGUGAGGUCUACUAACCGCAGUCUACUCUGUUCAUAGCAUUUUAGUUUUGGGAACAAAAAACUGUAUUGAGAUCAGAUGUUUCUUCGAUGAGAAAAUGCUAAAUGUCGGCCCAAAUCCAUCUCUUUCCAUCUUCUCCCACUGCCAGCCAGAGUGUGAACGCCAAGCGGAUGCUUCACAUUUAUACAUCCGGUGAAAUAUCGGUCUCAUUGUUCUAUCUGUGAUGUCGCUGUUGAACUGUGGUAGUGGAGGAACAGGAAGUAAGAAAGCCGCAGAACUGUGCUGUCGAAACGAUAGCUUUUGUAUUACUACAGUGACGCGAGCUGCUAAAAUGGCGGCGCCAACAACUGCGUCACCAGACUUCAGUACAGGCAGUGCGGAUGCAUCAGAGACUGCCAACCACUAUAUGAAGAAGUUUAAGGAAAACAUCAACUCAAAUUGCUCCUUUUGUAAUGACCACCCAGAAACAGUUGUGCAUCUUUUUUUGGCAUUGUAUGCAUGUAAGAAAACUGUGGCAAGACAUCAGUAGGUUUAUAAUUGAACACAUUUAUGAAGAUUUUACACUAUUGUGGAGAGAGGUACUGUUUGGAUUCUUUACAUACAAUAGAAAUAAGCAGAAUAAUUUUUAUGUCAUUCAUUUCAUUAUUCUUUUGGCCAAAUUUCAUAUACACAAAUGUAAAUUUCCAAACAGAAAACUACAUUUUCGUACCCUACAAAAAGAAAUUUAACUGUAUUUUAAGACGGUUAAAUGCUCUACUAACAAAAAAGCUGUUAGAAUUGUAAGUAUAUGCAUGUCCCUUAAGGUCCUUGUGUAAUUGUAAUGUGAUAUUGUACCCCCUAGCCCCGCCCCCAGCCCCGCCCCUAGCUCGAUUGUCUAUUAUUUGUAAUCUAUAAAUGCUUGUGUUCCCUCAUGUGCUUUAUGUAUUGAUUUGAUAUUAAUAAAAACAAUUCAAAAAGGAUGCAUCAGAGACAGAGAGUAGAUGAGCGCUCGGAAAUCCCGCUUACUGCUCCGGCGUUCCACGUUCUUUCCAAAUGCUCGGCUAAAAACGGCAUUUUAGUUUACAGGAAAGAAAAUUGCCGCUCCAUUCAUUAAAAUCACAAUGUAACCAACACCCAUGUAUUUUUGUGACUACACGGACCUACCAUUUUGGUUUUGAAGUAUUGAAACCAAGCCAUUUGAUUUGAAUUAAACGUGUUGAAUAAACAUGAAAAGGUGAA
Molecule: messenger RNA, 4387 nt
Organism: Oncorhynchus kisutch (coho salmon)
Lineage: Eukaryota; Metazoa; Chordata; Actinopteri; Salmoniformes; Salmonidae
Product: gastrula zinc finger protein XlCGF57.1-like
Exons: 3
Coding region: 187-1650 (487 amino acids)
Biological process (GO): regulation of transcription by RNA polymerase II
Cellular component (GO): nucleus
Molecular function (GO): DNA-binding transcription factor activity, RNA polymerase II-specific; RNA polymerase II transcription regulatory region sequence-specific DNA binding
Source: RefSeq, a predicted model, not a curated record